CGGGCGGGAGCGGCGGAGCGCCGCCGGCGGUGCGCGGAGAUGCUGUCCUACAGCGUGCUGGACGCCAACGUGGUGGACGUGGAGAAGCGGAGAAACCCCUCGAAGCACUACGUCUAUAUCAUCAAUGUAACAUGGUCUGACCUGACUUCCCAGAUCAUCUACCGGAGAUACAGCAAGUUCUUUGACCUGCAGAUGCAGCUUCUGGACAAGUUCCCUAUUGAAGGAGGACAGAAAGACCCCAAGCAAAGAAUCAUUCCUUUUCUACCAGGCAAGAUUCUGUUCCGGAGGAGCCACGUCCGAGACGUAGCUGUGAAGAGGCUAAAGCCCAUCGACGAGUACUGCAGGGCACUGGUUCGGCUUCCUCCGCAUAUUUCCCAGUGCGAUGAAGUCUUCAGGUUUUUCGAGGCUCGCCCGGAAGACCUUAACCCUCCAAAAGAGGACUAUGGAUCUUCAAAGAGAAAAUCAGUUUGGAUGUCCAGUUUGUCUGAGACUCCAAAAAAGAGCGUCACUCCAGGUGCUGAUGCUAGCUCUGAACCCAUGAUCCUGGAGCAAUAUGUGGUGGUGUCCAACUAUGAGAAGCAGGAGAACUCUGAGAUCAGCCUCCAGGCUGGAGAAGUAGUGGAUGUCAUAGAGAAAAAUGAAAGCGGUUGGUGGUUUGUGAGCACAGCAGAGGAGCAGGGAUGGGUCCCUGCUACAUACCUGGAAUCCCAAAAUGGAACCAGAGAUGACUCUGACAUCAACACAUCUAAAUUUGGGGAAGUUUCUAAGCGACGCAAGGCUCACCUGAGACGCCUGGACCGGCGAUGGACGCUGGGCGGGAUAGUCAACAGGCAGCAGAGUCGAGAAGAGAAAUAUGUCACUAUCCAGCCGUACGCCAGCCAGGGGAAGGAUGAGAUUGGGUUCGAGAAAGGGGUCACCGUGGAGGUCAUCCAAAAGAACCUGGAAGGAUGGUGGUACAUAAGGUAUCUAGGCAAAGAAGGCUGGGCCCCAGCUUCAUAUCUGAAGAAGGCUAAAGAUGAUCUUCCGUCUAGAAAAAAGAACUUAACUGGGCCAGUGGAAAUCAUAGGAAAUAUCAUGGAGAUCAGUAACCUGCUGAACAAGAAAUCAUCCACUGACAAGGAAGCUCAAGUAGAAAAUGAGACUGCAGAAACCCAUAUCACCAAGAAGGAAAUCAGUUUGCCCAUCCUGUGCAAUGACUCUAAUGGCAAUGCCAUGAUGACCUCAGACAAGCAGGUUUCCAGACUGGCCCAGGGAUCCCCAGCCAUAGCAAGGAUAGCACCACAAAGAGCUCAAAUAAGUUCUCCAAAUCUAAGAACGAGGCCGCCCCCACGAAGAGAAUCCAGUCUGGGUUUUCAGUUACCCAAACCACCAGAGCCACCCUCUGUGGAAGUGGAAUAUUACACCAUUGCAGAGUUCCAGUCGUGUAUCUCUGAUGGCAUAAGCUUUCGUGGAGGACAAAAAGCAGAGGUUAUAGAAAAGAAUUCUGGUGGCUGGUGGUAUGUGCAGAUUGGAGAGAAGGAAGGAUGGGCUCCAGCAUCUUACAUUGACAAGAGGAAGAAGCCGAAUUUAAACAGAAGAACCAGUACUUUAACCCGCCCAAAGGUUCCUCCCCCAGCACCUCCCAGUAAACCAAAAGACUCUGAAGAAGGAACAACUCCUGGAGCAGUUUCUUCAGGAGAUACCCAGGAAUCUCCCCACAAGCUGAAAUAUGAAGAACCUGAGUAUGAUGUGCCUGCCUUUGGCUUUGACUCAGAGUGUGAAGUGAGUGAAAGUCAUCAUGAAGAGGGCACUCCUGAAAAACGACUGUUUCAGCCCCUCAAACCCUCACCUGUAUCAUCACUUCAGAAAGCAAAGUUCAAAGUAGAAGAAUCUUCAGAAGAAGCUGCUCAUGAAGAAGAGACCAUCUAUGAGAAUGAGGGAUUCAGACGUUAUGUGGAAGAUGCUUUGUCCAAUAAGGAAUCUAGUGGAGAUUCCGAUUCUCAGAAAAGCUCCUCUCUGUCCUUGAUCCAAAGGAAUUCUCCAUGUUCCAGCUCUCCUAAAUCAUCACUCAUGAAGCUCAAGACAGACAAAAACAUCCAGCCCGAUCUUGGAAAAUGUCACUAUUCCAGGAGUGAGGAGACAAAACCAAGGUCAGCUUCAGACGUUGGCUUACGUAGCAUGUCAAGAACGGGCAUGAAGAAGGAGCCUGAGCAGAGUCCUUCCAUUAGAGCAAAGCCAAUUGUUAGGCCCAAACCCUUUUUGAACAAGGCAGACUCUCAGAGCCAAGAAAAGAUGGAUAUUAGCACUUUAAGGCGUCAGUUGAGGCCAACCGGGCAGCUCAGAGGUGGACUUAAAGGUUCAAGAAGUGAAGAGUCUGCAAGCCCCCCACGCACAGCUUCUGAGAACCAAGAUGACCCUGUUAGGAGAGGCUCAGCUGAUCUCAUCACAGCUCCUUCCCGUGGCAUUUUCUGCUCCAGCCAUACAGCCAAAACUGAGCAAGAAAAUGAUUCCAGAUGUUUCUAUGUGACCACUGACUCAUACCAAAAGGUACAGGAUUCUGAAAUUUGCUUCCCAGCCGGAGUAGAAGUGGAAGUGCUGGAAAAGCAAGCCAGUGGAUGGUGGUACCUGAAGUACGGAGACAUGGAAGGCUGGGCUCCUUCCCAUUAUUUGGCUCUUCCUGAUAACCAACGAGAAACCACAUCAGCAGACACUGAUUCCUCGUUUGCCAGGAACAGGAAAAAUGAAAACAAAUCAAACAGUUUAGAGAAGAUAGAGAAGAGGGUUCAGGCUUUGAACACCAUCAACCAGAGCAAACGUGCAACACCACCCAUCCCAAGCAAACCUCCUGGUGGCUUUUCAAAAGCAUCAGGGCCAGUUAAAAUGAGGAAUGGUGUGAGGCAGCUUGCUGUCCGUCCGCAGUCAGUGUUUGUGUCUCCGCCACCAAAGGAUAACAACCUGUCAUGUUCCUUGCGCAGAAAUGAGUCUUUAACAGCUACAGACCAACUUAGGGCCGUCCGUCGAAAUUCCUCCUUCAGCAACGCAUGGUCACAGCCUGGUGACACGAAGGGAAAGCAGCCUGAGCAGCUGGGUACACAGAGCUCUGAGACCACCUCCAACCUCCCUAUGCAGAGGAAUGGGAUCCCUGUGUCCACAGUCAGGCCAAAACCCAUAGAGAAGUCCCAGUUUAUCCACAACAAUCUCAAGGACAUCUAUGUUUCCAUUGCAGACUAUGAAGGAGAUGAGGAGACUGCGGGGUUUCAGGAAGGUGUCUGCAUGGAGGUCCUCGAAAGGAACCCAAAUGGCUGGUGGUACUGCCAGAUCAUGAAUGGUGUGAAGCCAUUCAAAGGCUGGGUGCCCUCAAAUUAUUUGGAAAAAAAGAACUAAUAUUGCAAUAUCUUUAACCUCCCUAAUUUAUACUGUUCCUGCUGUGUACAUGUGGAAAAAACAAUUGCUACACAAAAAGACGUUUCCCUGUGCUCCAGUUUGUACAAAGGAGUCUAUACUGAGGACAAAUCUGCCAUGUUCUGGAGAGGUUUGUGGGGUUUACAUGUUGUAAGCAACUAUGAGGAAGAUGCAGCAUAGUCAAAUGCCUUUUUGUGAAGUUGUUAAUAAUCUUGUAUGUGUAACAGGGUAUGACAUCCCGUCCUUCCCAUUAUUGAUAGGAAACCAAAUGUGUGCCUUUUGUGAGAGAGAAAUACACAUGUAUCUACUUGGGGAGUUCUGUGCCAAACUGUUUCACAAUCUUGGCUCCCUUUCUCCUCAUUCUUGUCCAUAUGUGGAAUACCCAAGAAUUUUGAAUGCUUUUCCACAGCUUACAGUGAGAAGCAAAUGAAAAUUUCUGAAACAGAGGGACUCUAAUCCUUUGGAGAUGCUCACUUUUUUUUUUUUUUAAUACUAAACAGUUGGUAGGUCCAGAGUUGGAGCCUUUUCCGUGCAGAGAUUUGGUCUCUGACUUCAGUGUUAUUACUGCUAACUCACCAGAAAAGGCAACCAAGUGAUGUGGGUUGGGGGCUUUUUGUUUCCUUUUGUUCUGUCUUGUUCUUUGAGUUGGGAUUUCAGGUGUUCUAGGGCAGUGAUGCCUACUGGUGCUUGUAAAAACAAACCUACAAACCCCAUGCUUAAGCACGUUGAUUACUUUGUAGGCUCCAUGUUUAGUUCUGUGCCUGACUCCUGCCAGGUGGUCCUGGUUGAUUCUCUUCCCAGAGUUGGGUUUCUCAAAACUUGUCAUAAUAUCAAAGUGUACAAAAGUCCCUUAGGACACUGAAGACAAACCUGUCAAAUGUGUUAAUUCCUGUUUUGCCCUCUCGUCCGAAUCCAAGGGUGCUGACUGCUGGCAGGGCCCACCAGGGUAUUAGUGAGAAAUAUCUGUAACCUUCUGCAACAUCAGUGUUUACAGUGAGUAGGGAAAAGAAAAAAAAGCCAUCAAACUCAGUCUGCACAUCCUUAAUUUGUAUAUUUUUGGGGAAUUGUUUUUGUGUUUCGUUUUUGUCUUUUCUGUGCAUUCUGGGUUUACUUUAUUUUCUCUGUGUGUGUGUGUAUGUGUGUGUGUGUCUGGUUUUACCAGAAGAGACUUAAAACUGAAGUAGGAGCCAAAUAUGUGUUUCUGUUCCCACUUGAAUCUAAAAAGUACAUUUGUACUGGAAAGUGUGCCUGGGCUUCUCAGGCUCAGAGAUUUAAUAUCAAAGCAAUUAGAUCUACAAUGCAUCUAAUCAGGAAGCUGCCUCCUUUAGUUCCAGUUCUGUUUGCCUUACUUAACUCAUGCUUUGAAACGUGGCACACGGAUGUGGGAAAUGGAAGAGCUGUCCAUUGGAAAAGGCUAGGAAUAUGGAGUUAUUUUAGAGGUAGCCUCAUACUGUAAACAUAAUUGACUGAAUCCCUACUGUACUUAAGGAAGUCAUGCUUUUUCUUUUUUUGUACAGCCUUGUUAAUCACUCAAGAUCAAUAUCUAGUUCCUUUAAAUAAUAGGCAGCCUUGUAAAUCUGUUUUAAGGGGGAGGGGCAGACCAUUUCACUACUGGUUUACACAAAAAAUUACAUGCGCUCUUUUUCCACCAGAGUUUCAUAUUGAUUUGGCUCAGAAGUUAAAGGUUAUAAAGGCUUCAAAAUAACUGGGAUCAAGGGGCUGAGUAAAAUAGCACAAAAAUAUCAUGUUACUGGGUAUGUUUCACUGCCAAAAAAAAAAAAAAGAAAAAAAUUAGGCAAUUUAUAUGUUGUUCUUGUCUUUUUUUUCCUAAUUUUUCCCUUUUUUCUUCUUUUUUUUUUUUGGGGGGGGGGGUGGAGGUGUUGUUUUGGGGGGUUUAUUAAUUUCCGUGGUAUCAUUUAGAGAGUUGCCUACAGCUAAUGUGACUGAUGUCCUUUUGGUAGCUGAAGCAACAUCCAGGUGCCACAACUGGCUACAAACAGUGCUGUGGUUUGAGCAGCUCUCCGCAUGCAAGUGGGGAGGGGAGGCUGUUUGUUUGGGAUCCCUUUACAUUGUGGUGGCAGGAGAAGGAGGUGUAACUGCACAACAGCUCAUAUCACAGUGUGCAGGGUCCUCUUUGUACAUUGAUGUCUUACCAUGUGAUACAUAAGCGUAUAUCCAGUUAGCUACAUCCUACUGGAUGUGUAUCUGAGACAUUGUGGCCCUGUCUCCCAUACUUCUCCCCAUUUUUAGUUGUAGUAAUAUGGUAGCAGCCAUAAAAGACUGCUGGAGCUGUUGUGAGAUUAUAAUAGAAGUAUUAUAUUCUUCUGCUGGACAGUAUUAAAUAGAGCAAUACAUAGAGUUAUCUGCUAGAUUGCAGUACUAAUAGUAGUGACUUAGUGAUUCAUAUUAAUGUUAUGAUUUAUUUUAACAAUAAUGAUGCGGAAGUGGUUCAUUAUUUUGAAUUAAUGCACUUUAACAAUAAAAGAUACCAAAAUGGAAGCCAAUGCAGAGAACUAAGUGCAUUAUUUAAAGGUGCAGUAUAUAAUUAUCAUUUUCUUGAAGUACAUAUUUAUUAAGAAUUAACUUAUUUUUUAAAAUAUUCUAAAGUUUUGUUUAAAGACAUUCCCACUAGGUCAUCUCUUUGGGGGGAUAUAAAGCACAGCUCCCAGAUCUUCUGCAUUGAGCCACUGAAUUCUCUGAGUACAGUGUGGCCCCUACCCAGGGAGAGGAGAGCAGCAUGCAGGCAGGAGAGCCUGGGCUACCGUAAAUAUUGGCAUUUGCAUCCAGUAAAACCGAGCCCAGGGCACCUCUGAACUGCAGGAGUCCUUGCAGUGUUUGGGGAGUCAAAGCUGGUUUGGGCAGACAGUUCCAGUGCCUGGCUGCUGUGUGCCUUGCAUGAGGCUGGUCCCCAGUGGAUGUGAGUUCACUGUGAGGCUCAGGUUCAAGGGCUUCGGGAUCUGCCUGUGACAGCUCUGUCACAGAUGCCAGUCUAUCCCACGGCUCCCCUUCCACCCUGCUGACUCGCUUCUCCAGCUCUGGCUUUUGCAGGGAGAUGGUUUUCAGAGCUCCAAGCAGUGUAGGGUGACACAGAAUAAGGGUGCCUGCAGUACUGCCAGGGUUCUUUCAAACACCAGCUCAGUGCCCUAUGGCUCAACUGCUCCUUUAUCCCAUCUCAAAGGUUUCGUGGCCCUCUGAGGAGGGGCCAGAACCUUUAGAAGGGCUGCAAAGCCACAGUCAUGGCCUCCCUCUCCCUCUGUCCUCACCUGUACCAGCAAAAAGGAUGGAGUGCAAAUAACCUACUUGAUGCUAGAAAUGAAUGUGGGCCACCUAGCAUGCUGGCUUCCAGCCUGGUGGAAAGCUUCAGUUUGGGCUUCCCUUUACGUGGUGGCUCUUUGGCUGCUUGUGUUUAAAAGGGCACUUUGAAAGCAAAUACCCCCAAGUGCAGUUUUUCCCCCUCCCAUUUUACCAUUGUCAUAGCAUCUCUCAUUGAUCUCUUUUUUUGAUUCUUUCAACUGAGAGAUAUCAGGAAAAUAAUUUUUUCCAUUGGUGAGCAGCUAAUUUUGGUCAGUUCUACUUAUACCUGAAAUACUGAAAUACCCUUCACACUGUUAGCUGUGAAACAGAGGGAAAGGCCUUAAGCUACAUUAGCAAGGCUGACUGCAGGGCAGGAAAAUGUGGCAGGGUGCUCAGAGGACAGUGUAGUGCUAGAAGUGUUUUAGUUCUUUUCUAAAAAUGUUGAUGUCGCCUUCUAUUUACGAAAUUUGUCAGAACUGACACUGGAUCAAGAGCAAUAUUUAAAUGUAAUGUACACCUCAGUGAACACUCAAUGCAGAAAUCAAUAGUACUGUUUAAAUUUCUCUUUCUGAUUUAUUCCUCAACCAGAUUGUUAAGAGGAAGAGCUCUGCAGGGCUUGAGCAAAGCCAUUUGCAGGUGAAGGGGGCCCUCCUCUGGGUGGAGAGGUGGCUGCUCUCGCACUCUUGCUCUCAGCCGCUCUCCAUGCUUUCCAAAGAGUCUUAAAUUUGGACCAGCAGAAAUUCCAAAUUCCAAUGCUAAAGAACAAAAUUAAAGAAUGUGAAAAUUGUAUCUUGCUGUAUACUGCAACUUUAAUAAUAAUGAGCACUUCUGAGUUCGUUAUUGAGGUUUAUAUAAUGCCUGAAAAGUUUAAUUGCUGGUUUCCCUUGUCUUCCCUUUCAAAACACUUUCUUGUAACAGCAAGAGUCAUGUAUUUUUGUUAGGAGUCCUUCCCCAUGGGAGGCAAUUCCUAUUCAUUGUUUUAGCUGUCACACUGUGCAAUGGGUGAGUGUAGUCAUAUGUACCAGUCCUUUGCAAGCCAAACUUUUCAAGAUAAAAGGAUGAUGGGCACGUGUCGGGAUAUUUAACUGAUGCGUCAACAGGAAGUUUUUAAAUCAAUGUAUACAAUAAUAGUAAAUACACAAUAUUGAGAGAUUGAAAUUGCCUUCCAGCUAGACUCUUCAAAAUGGAAUUUCACAUCUGCAUGGGUAUAGCUAAAAAAUGGAUUUGGCCCUUGUGGAUAUGCACCCCAAAGACUCCUUCCAGUAUGAUUCUAUAAAGUUUGACGAAGGCAUUAUAUAAUUGUUUUCAUCACUUUCAGAUCUUAAUGAAUCAUAUUUUAUUGUAAUAUAUAUUCAUUGCUUUCCUCAGUUAAAAAGAAAGUUACUGCUUUUAUCUUAUAUGAAAAACAAGGGAAUUUGAUAAAGCAUUCAUUAUUUUCAUAUUACUAGUAUUAACAGAAUAGAACUAGUACUAUUUAAUUUUAGAUCUUCAUAGCUAGCUUGUUAAUAACUCAUAUUUUCCUGUGUUGUAUCCUACUAUUUUUUCUAUUUUUUUCCCAAAUACUCUUCAUUCUUGAGUAAAAGCAAAUCCAAUGAGUGGAAAAGUGCAAUAUUCAUAGAAUAAACAGGCCCCUCAUCCAGGACUUGGAGUGGAACGUGCAGUGUGAAAUGUUUGUAAUUCUCUAUUCAUGCACUCUUAGGGGAAGGGGGCUGCUGGAUGAAAACAGGGCCUUUAGGUAGGUAGAGACUGACAGCUGGGAUGGUUUGGCUUGGGAAUGGCUGCUUUUCACAAUAAAGUAUCACCUGUUCAUGAAAGUGUAAGGGUUAUGCAGCAUGUUGCCAGGAUUAUGGAUAGAAUGUGCAUUAACAUCCUUGUCAAUACAGGACUUCUGAGCUAUGCUUGAAACACUCUUUAUGUCAUCCAUGCAUGAUACUGUCUUCUGGUAUGUCUCUGCUGGUUGCGUCCUCUGUUGUGCUUCAGAAUUGAUGAUAACUUCAAAAGGGAAAAUAAUUCUGCUGGUGCAGUCCCGAAUUUUGAUACUGUAUUGUGACUUGUAUUUAUUGCAAGAGCUAUGGAAAUAUUUUUACAGGUUCUUAUUUCUUUUCUUUCCUUAUUGUUAACUUAAGAAAAGUCCCCAUUUUAUCUGGGUUAAUUCUCACCUGCAGAAUUUCACAGAUGAUUUGGAUAUUGAUUUCAUAUUACUUGGCUUGCAAAGGUGGAUCUUUUAGGUCCUAAAUAAAGUUGGGCAGAAACUUCACUCUUCAAAAGAGGUUUUGUCUUAAAUUCUGUUUGAAUGGAAGGAGACCUUCCAUCUGUCAAAAAUAAUGUGACUUUCCAGGUAGCAGCAAAAUCUACUACCUUUGAAAAACUGGACUGUUUCUGUAAAGUGCAAGAGAAAUGUGAAAGCCAGAGCACUUGAUUCUCUGAGCUUUGGGAAGUACAUCUCCUGUGGCUCUAGUUCAUGUCUCUGGAGAGGGAGUGUACCUCAAUUUUCUGCUUAGUUUUUGUCCUGCUGUUCUCAAGUUUGUCAAAAAAACCUUAAUAUUGCCAGAGAUGUUUGCAUUCAAACAGGAAAAUGGAAUUCUGCAGCUGUACUGAAAUAGUAUCAAUCACACGAUUUUGGAAAACCUCUAUUACUUUACAAAGUAGUAAUCUGGUUUUGAGGAGCCAACUUAAUUCUUUCACAUGCUCUUGUCUAAAUUGGCAAGAAGCCCAUGAGCAUCAGUAGAGUUACACUGACAGAAGACCCUUGUGGGUGCUCAGCAUGGACCGUUCUCAGCAAAAGCAAGCUCUGCGCACUCUGUUCCUACACCUCUGAAGGGUGCACAGGACUGCUGAGCCUUGGUGCUGCCCUGCCAUGGAUCCACUGUGCUGCAGACCUUGCGGCUUUUUAAAACCAGCUGGAGCUUUGCUGCUAUUUGCUGGUGGUUUCCCAUCACCAGCGGCUCCUUCUCUGUCAACUUCAGAUGCUAUUUAGCCACACAUCAAAGUGCUGUGUACCAGUGCAGUGUUUGAUAGCUGCCAGCAGUACCAACAUGAUGGGCUGAGAGCAUAUGUUUGUCUAAGUUAUUUUAUUUCCAUUUGCUUUUAGUUGCUUGCUUGAAGCAGGGACCACCAAUGCGAUGAUGCAUGGGGAAUGUGUCUGCACACUUGAACUGUUUGAUGGCCUCUGCUAGUGCUGCCCGGUGCUUGUGUUUCUCUUUUUCUCCCUCUGUGCUGCUCAGUAGUCAUGUCUGUUGUGUGUGUCUGUAAUUUUCAAAUAAAGUACUGUAUGUAAGGCCGGAUCCAGAAGCCCCCAGUCAGCUGACUUUGGGUUGGGAUGUAGGUUGCUGUUGCUGCUUUUCUUCCUCCAUCUUAGCCUCAACUUGGAGCAAAGCACAGAUGUCCAUAAAGAGUCACCCAUAACUCUGCUUUGGGGUGUCAGUUUUGUGGGGUGUGCAUGCAUUGCCAAGAGUGGAGCGAGGAAAUCUUUUUUCUUGGGUGCCCUCACAUCAGGGACUCUGCAGCAAUUCCUGGAGCAAAAGCUGCACCGCACUGCAUGCAGGCAUGAUAGGCAUAGGCAGAACAAAUUAGUUUCUCCCAUUUUGUAUUGUCAGGGCUGGGCUGGUCCCAUCAACAAUGUUGUUCAUUUGUUCUUGCAUCAAGGUAGCAUUGAUUUUUAGUCGGAGAGUGCAAUUUUGUUUUGUGUUUGGUUUUUUUAUAAAUAAAUUUGGUUUAAAGCUUCACACUGGCGUUUUACAGACCUUUUCUUGUCAGCAUAAGCCACUACUGUCCUGAGUUGAGACUCCUGUUUGUUAUUGAAUGAAAAUUAUGGGAAUUAUGUUGAUAAUUUGGAAAGAAAUCAGAAAAGAAAUUAAAGGUAACUAUAUUGGCAGGGGAGAGAUAGAUAAAAUAUGAGGAAAAAUGUUUCCAAUAAGGCCAUAAAUUAUUUGGUCUGACACUGCAGGUGCUUUCUCUGUAUAGAUAGUUUAAAUACGUCACUGCUCUGUGUUAUGAUUUUUCAUUAUUGAGAAAAGUUGAGUUUUUUCACUCCGUAAUUUACUAUGACAAUCUUAUUCUGAAGUCACUGAUCCACCAAAGGAAGACAAACAUGGGUCACAUGCUUGUUGUAGUUGAGGCAGUUUCUGUGUCUCAGAGUUUCAUAUACCAAGGUUCAGCUGAUGGAGUGGGCAAGAGUAGCUAUUCUAGACCUGUCCAUGUUGGCUGUCUGUGAAACAACCCUGUGCUAGUGGUGCUUCUGGAAAAACAUUGGGUUUAGUGACCUUUCCCUGAUGCUCAGGGUUAUUUGGUUACAAUGGUACCUGUCUUUCAUGGUCCCUGUUAGGUGGAGGAGAAAAACACAUGGGAGGGAGAAUCACUUGGCACUGUAAAAGAAUUUUAAAAAUAUAACCUUUAAUAUUUAGAUAAAUAUUUCAGGCUUCUCUAGAUAUUCCCCAUGAGAGCUGUUAUUGACUCUGUAUUUGAUGACUGAAAGGUAAGCAACAUGGCAGCUUUCUCUGUGCAAACAGUUCUUUUGUGGUUUGAGCUUGUUCUUGAACUGCUUUGGGUCACCAGGGAAGAAGUAAUAAAUAAACAAAAUCCCAUCGUCACCCUUGGGUUAUAGACUGGGGGGAUAUCAAAUUCUGUUCUGACUCUGGGUCCCCCAGAGCAUGCAGAUUCAUUUUGUUUCUGUCCCCUAGAAGUAGGACAGAAGAGAAUAGUGCAGUCACUGGAGCUUAGCCUGGAGCAAUUAGUAAACUGCAACAAAAAGAAAAAAAAAAAAAGAGAAAAUAAGAAUAAACCUUUUUAAAAAUGAAGUAUUUUAAUGAAUAGCUGACUUAACUAUUUCCUGUCUUGAAUUUUCAGGGAGGAGGGGAAGUUAUAAUUGUUUCCAGUCUCUAGGAGGAAUUUUUCUGCGUCAUGAUGAAUAGGCUUGCUGAAAAGACUUGCUCAUUACUCGUGAUGAGUUCAAACCUGGAAUAUUGCAAAAGCAAAGUGUGUGUAGCAUUACAAUGACUUUUUUGUACCGAGGGUCCGAAGUAAGUAUUGUGGGGUCAAUAGUGUACAGAGUAAGUGCAUUUCUGCUGUCUGACUAACUUGCACAUGACAUCAGUGCUGAUCUGUUAUUGCAGAUUUAAUUGCAGACACUCGUUACUCUGCUUGCAAUGUUUGGGGAGAAUCAUGCAGAUGAGCUUCCUCAGUUAAGACUCAAUAUCAAAUUUCAUGUCAGGAGAAGUCCUGCCAGCAGUUUGAUUGAUUGCUGCUUAGGCUAAAGGUGAGAUGCAGAUAACUCAAGGUGAGUGUUGAAAGCAGGUCAGCUGGCUGUGUACAUCUGUAGCUGUUUCCAGAGCUGUUAAGUAGCCCAGAUUAUUUCUGGAAUUUGUGAGUAGUCAGUUCUUGGGAGCCUAAACCUGUUGUUGAAUGAAGGCUGAAAUCUGUUUGAGCUGCUGUGUUCCCCUGCUUUAGCAGAGCAAUUGCACAUGUCUGGACUGGAAACUCCUACAGGGUUGGCUGCCCCAAAGUUGUUGACCAAAAAGAAAUAUGGAUCUAGGCCUGGUCUAAGUGAAGUUUUGCAGUGGGUUUCCUGGGUGGUUGAUGUUAUUGAUGUGACCUUGAAUACUAGAUGCUGUUGUCAUUUCUGUGUUGGUGUAGAGCUCCAUCUUUUAGUGGUUAGGUGGUGGGAAUGUACCUGGUGGGAGCUUGGGAUUUUGGGAGAGUAUGUCGGCGACCAGAGAUAGAGAAAUGUGUGGCUGGUCUUAGUGUGUGUGUGUAGUCAAGUUGGUGAUACUUUUUUUGUCUUUGUUUUUAAUAUGGGAACCAUUUUGUCUGUUCUGCUUGGGAGAAGGUCUAGAAGUUGAUGUGGUUUCUGUUGCAGUAAAUAUGAGAAGGAAUAGCUGAGAGCUGCUUUUUUUCUUUUUUUUGUCUUUUUAAGAGAGUUAUGGGCAGGAGACCAUUUAGUCUGUUUUGGGUUGCAAGUUAAGCCAAGAGAGGAAGAAAAUGAGUCUGGGGAAACCCUUUUUUGUGGCAACAGCUUUGGACCAUAUUUUCUUGUGGCUUUUGAUCCAGCUCCACUGAAGGUAGUGGAGUGAAUAUUGUUCAUCAUGUAGAUGUUAGAGAUUUUGGUCAUGAAUUAAUUCUUAGAGAGCUGACAGGUAUUUUGGCAUUCACAGAAUGUCCUAUAACAAAUGUGAGCUAGAGACAGAAAUAACAACUGUAGUGUCAUGCAUUGUCCAGUUCUUGUUUAGUGAACUCAAGAUGGUGACCACUUGGAUAAAACUGUUUGUACAAUGAACAGCUCCUGCAAGAGUCCAGAUGUACUUGGGUCUCUGAGAGGCUUUCCUAGGAAAGGAAAUCAUGUGCAUGAUAAAAGGAUUUUGCCUUUCUCAGUCAUCCCAGUAAAACUGAAAUCCAGGAAAAUUACACUUUUUUACACUUAACAGUAUCUUUUGCCAUUGAUGGCAAGAGUUAUUGUUAAUGAGGGAUUAGAUGCCCCAAUCUGUCCGAACUGGCACAAGACAGAAGAUCUUUUUUAAAACCAGUCCCUGAGUCUGUGUGUAAAUGGUAGAUCUGAUGCAAAUUAGAGUACUAGUUAACAAAAUGAGCAACUUUUCUAUGGGCCAACACAAAAGAUGUAUUAUCAGUGGGGAAAACAUAGCUCUCCUUUUUGCUAAAUAACCAUGUAGAAAUGUCCCUCAGGCUUUAGCUCUAAUCAGCUGUGAACCUGUGAGAAUUUAGCUGAUACAUAUGGUAUUGGGGGCCUGGUUCUGUGACUGCAACAAUAGUAAUGUGUCUUUGUCCCAGCAAGAAUUAAUGAAAUCAUCAUAACACAAUGUUUUUGUUUGCUCUGGAUAUAUGACAGCAGUGGGGGGGGAACGUUGUGCAAAGCAUUAUCUCCCCCUUAAUGCAGAUUUGCAGACUUUACUUGACUGUAGUGCCCAGUCCAGAACUGGUUUCAGAACUGUCCUCAUGGUUACAUUGUAGGAUCAGCAUGUGUCUCCUCAUGCCAAAGGCAUGGGUGGCUGGGUCAGGAUGUCGGUGCCCUGUGAGGGACAGGGACUGCACACAGAGGGAGCUGCCCUCCUCUCUGAGCCAUGCCCAAGUGCUGCUCGGAGAACUGCAAAACAAUGUAAAGCAAUUGAGGUUUGGGAUUUUUCCCUAGAGCAGCAUGUUCUGAAGCAGUGAAGUGAAAACAAAUGUUUGUUUAGGGAAUUUUAAUCGUGUCUGUAAAGGUAAAAACUCUGUAUGGGUCUCUCAGCAGGGAAUGAGAAACACCAAUUGUCCUGGGAAAUUGUGCAUGUGAAAGUGCAGAGCAAAAACUUCAGAUUACUGUGCCUAAAAGUACAUCUCAGCAUUUCUCUUUAGGCAUUUAUUAGAACUGGUGUUAUCUUGGAAUUGAGCAGCAUUUAAUAAUGGUUAAUUAAGACUGCUCAAAGACUCCUGCAGGAAAGGAAAAGACAAUUUUGAGUUCUGGACAUCUGUAGAAGAGGGAGUUGCAAUAAAAAUAAAAUACUACCAGGUGCUUUAUGAACCUAAUUUCUCUCCUAGGAUUGUCUCAGGUCCUUGUGACUGUAUCUGGGCCUCCACUAGUGCUGUGGCACAGCAAUUGAUCAGUGACACCUCUCUGCAAAAACUGCUCAUAACCAUUCAUCUGUGAUAGGCAUGUGCGUCUUGGAAAAGAUGAGCCUAAAAAGGCCUUGGAGUAAAAUGACACUUGAUAAAAGAACUCCUGAUUUGCAUGUCCCAGGUAUGCUGAAAUAACUCUCACUGAAGCAAUUUCAGCUACUUCCAGGCAUCUGCCAUCAUACACCCCGGCAGCACACAGGUGCUGCAUUCUGCUAGGUGGUGGAUGGUGGCAAAUGUUAGUGGAAAGGGAAAUUCAGGAUGCACGCUGUCACUGCCCUUCCUGUUUGUCAUCCAUGUGUGAAGUCAGAGCUUUGCUGGGCCAAAGCAGGAUCAGACCCUUGGCACAGUGUUUACCAUGUCCCACAGGGCUCUGCCAAGUGUUCUGAGAUGUUUGCUGAUGCUGUGUGCUCCUGCCCAGCCAGGACGCUCCCCUCUCCAUGUGUGCAGGACCCUGGAGGAUUGUGAGGGACUGCCAGAGUUUGAGGGCUGUUUUCUCAGAGUUAUUACAAGUUCUUGCAAUGUGAACCUCUAAUAUUUUCAAAGACUCAGGCAGAGAAAGGACUUACUAAACAAACUGUACCUGUCAUCUCCCAGUUCAUUGAUUGCUUGGACCAAAGGUGGUGCUAAAUCUAAUCUUUGUCUGUAAUAUUUAUAUUUUGUUAGAUUUUUUUUUAAGUGUUUGAUAAAACACAUGCAGUGUCCUUCUUACAUGAGAAAUUUAGUCCCAGCUUGGGACAUGGCAAAACUCACUGGACCUUCAGGGUCCAGGAGUGUUGCCUGUUAACAUUUGAGCAGGCUUGCAGUGUUCAGGGGGAGGUGGGAAAAGGGUACUCUAUCUUCAAAUGCUUGCAGACUGUAAGAAUUGACUUGUGAUUUGUUCGUUUGUUGUUAUUUUGUUUACAUUGCCUCUUACACCCUAAGGAAAAAUAAAUUUUUGACCUUUUUAAUUGUGAUCCA
Molecule: messenger RNA, 15234 nt
Organism: Chiroxiphia lanceolata (lance-tailed manakin)
Lineage: Eukaryota; Metazoa; Chordata; Aves; Passeriformes; Pipridae
Gene: SH3PXD2A
Product: SH3 and PX domains 2A
Exons: 15
Coding region: 40-3363 (1107 amino acids)
Biological process (GO): superoxide anion generation
Molecular function (GO): protein binding; superoxide-generating NADPH oxidase activator activity; phosphatidylinositol binding
Source: RefSeq, a predicted model, not a curated record